AUGAGAAACAAAAAUGAUCUUAUUAGCCUGGAGGAGCCCAGGGCAUUACCAGAAAUAUCUGAAGAUCAAAUUCAUUAUGUUUAUUCAUCCUCCCCAACCCCAUACCAAACCUAUCCGGAUGACGCCAAUUACAAUGAUAAUAAACAAAUCAUAGUGCACGAUCCAAAAGAUUUCGUUUCACUCUUACCUUUAUAUAAUGUGGUAGUAGAUAAUCUCUACGAAAGUAACGAUUAUCACGAAGAAUACGAAGAUUGCUAUCUUCGUCAGAGGGUCGAGAGAACUUACGCUUAUGAAUUCCCCGCCCGUUCAACAACCUCAACCCAGCCACACCAAGCUCCCGGAGCUGUCGCAGCAAACCCGAUAGAUCAAUUACUGCAGAGUAUGAAUAACCUCAUACUUGCCAUGGGAAAUACUACGAAUCAACUCUGGGAAGCUAAAGUGAUCAAGUUCCCAAUAUUUAAUGGUGGUGAUCAAGACCCUCUUGUGUGGCUAAAUGAAUUCGAUGAACGGCAUACACUUGGUGGAGAGGCAGAGCCCGUAACGUUUGGGCCUGAAAUGACUAAGGCCUUAAAGAAAGCAAAAGCUGCUGAAGCCGCAUAUUCUCGAAGAGGCCCCUUAAGCUCAUACUCCUUAAAGAGAAGUUAUCUAAGUCGUGAAGGCCCUGGUAAUGAAGAGAUUGGGAAGUUAAAAAAGGCUAUCACAGAAAUGGCACAGAAUAUGAAAAUGCUAGCACAAAAACAAAAUGAAAAUAAGAAAAUGGCCCCUAGCACCUCAUCCAACCCACCUCAAAAAACACCCACACAACCACGUUCCAUCCAAUCUGACAUUCUUUGUUGGCAAUGUGGAGGCCGAGGUCACAUUGCCAGGGAAUGUUCUACAAAGGGACCCUCCAAUAACAACAAUGGAGGAACCAAGCAAAAUCAUCACAAGAAUGGACAGGGGAGUGAUAACAGAACUCACUGGAGCUAUUGGAACCACCCUCCGCAAGCAUUUAAAUACCUAAAGGCAACUUCUCACGAGGGUGAGGGUACCGAUGAAAUAAGUUCAGUAGAUCCCUCUAGUAAUAGUGUAUCAUUAAUCUUCAAUAAUAGAAUAGAGGCGCAGGACGCUAUUCAACAACCUAUAGAAGUAACAUAUUGUGAGGCUGCUGUAGAACAGUAUCCCAUUUACCUAAUAUUAGACACAGGAUCGAGCAGAAGUUUAGUUUUGCAUGAAUUUCUAAAAAGAAUUGGUAAGGACAUUAAUAAACUAUCAACCCAGAACUUGGUUGAUGUAUAUGAGCAAAGAAAACACCUACUAGGUGUUGUGGAAGAUUUACCUAUUGAAAUAAAUAGAAUCAAAAUACCUAUCAACAUAGAGGUAACAGAAGCAUGGGAUUACACAGUAAUUGUAGGAAUGGAUUGGUUAGCGAAAGUGAAAAGAAAGAUAGAUUUAAAACAUGGGUUUUUAGAAUAUGAGUGGAAAGAUGAAAGGAAUAAAAUACCCAUUACAUGUUGGAAGAAAAUGGCUCAUGUCUUAGGAAAACCAGUACCCCUAGAUAAUAAGAGUAAAGAUGAGGAAGUCGUUAAUAAAGAGGAGGCAGAUAAAUAUGAAUCCAAUACAGCAGAGGAGGAAAGAAGUUAUAUCGUUCAAGAAGAUAAAGAUAAGUUAUCUAUUAUAGAAAUAAAGAAGGACUAUGUCAGUAUAGAAGGGAAAGAAAAAGAACCAGAUACUAGGUGUUGUUGUGAAAAGCAAUUAACUCACACAGAGGAUAGUUGCUUUGAGUGCCGAGAAUUAUCAGUUGGAAUGAAAACAUUAGAAUGCCUGGUUGAUGAUUUAAAUAAGGAAUUAGAGAUACCUAAAAAGACCUAG
Molecule: messenger RNA, 1851 nt
Organism: Dentiscutata heterogama
Lineage: Eukaryota; Fungi; Glomeromycota; Glomeromycetes; Diversisporales; Gigasporaceae
Source: the annotation of a GenBank genome assembly